This is a messenger RNA of Ochlerotatus camptorhynchus, 3254 nucleotides long. Its product is annotated as protein FAN-like. The record is from RefSeq and is a predicted model, not a curated record. Bases 364 to 3087 code for a protein of 907 amino acids. NCBI's taxonomy places the organism in Eukaryota, Metazoa, Arthropoda, Insecta, Diptera, Culicidae. Gene Ontology annotation, molecular function: protein binding. The transcript has 8 exons.
AGCAAAAAUAGAAAUGUGUGCGAAGAAGAAAUGAAUGCCAGAACACAGAGGCAUCAGUGUCGUGUAUUAGAUUAGCUUAGGUAAAACUGAUGGAAAAAAAAAAUCACCCAAACGCUGCUGAACUAGAUUGAGAGGCAGUCAUCACUCAGUGAUUUUUAUAUUGAGUCGCUUUAUUUGUGCGAUGACAAUACGCGUUGGAGUUGCAACGAUUUAAGGAAACACAAUACUUCGUGGUUUUGCAUGUUUAUUUUACUGUACGACUGCAUCAGUCUUGGAUUUGCUUCUGCUGAGUUUUCUGCCUCAACGCGUCAAGUUCAAGUUCAUUGAUGUAUUUUCACAUUUGAUUACUAUUUUAAUAAAACCAUGGAGAAAGAAAGAUUUUCGCUUUUGCUACUGGAACCCGGAGAGAUCUACUUUGAGGAUUUCUCGGUUGAUUUACUGCAGGCAGAUGAUAGAAACCAUUCAAGCGAAUUCCCAAUCACAUCCACCUCGUCAUCGCCAUCAUCAUCAUCAAUAACGCAGUCAGUGAUCGGUCGGCUGAAGAUGUGCUCCAAGUCGGUGGUAUUCGAAGCCAAGGAUAACCUUCGGCUACCGUUGAUCAAAAUAGCCUACAAAGAUUGUCUGCAGAUUCGACGAUGGGAACCGACCAGCAUCAAAGCCAUGGAAUACAACGUAUUGGCCAUCGAGUGCUCGCAGUAUACGGAAAUGCUGAACAACAAUGUGGUCCAACCUUAUCACUUUUGCCAGCAUAGGCGCUUCUUCCUAUUCAAUUUUCACUAUGCCAAACUGGAGGACUACAUCCAACAGCUGUGUCAGCUUCACCGAGCUUCGACCUUGCAUGCUUACGAGCAGAAUAGUAUGAUUGCAACGAUCGUCUUUUCUCGCCAUAAUCGUGUGAGAUUCAAUCCGCUUUGGUUGGAUAAUCUCUACGAGAAGAUUAUGCUCGACUAUCAGGUGGACGAAAUUAAUCCACUGGUGGUGAAUCCCGGCCGGCUGCUGCUGACGAAUGUGUUUCUUUACUUUCAACCAUAUAAUAACAUUCAAACGUAUCCCGUGCUGAAAAUUCGCCUAAAAUCCAUCAAAAGCUUUCUCAAGCGCCGUUUCCUUCUGCGUCACGUGGGUCUCGAGGUCAAAUGGACCCAAGGAGAUCAAGAAAGACUGCUCUAUGUAUCGUUCCGCAAUCAAUCGGAGCGGGACGACUUCUACGCCAAUGUAGCCGAACAGGAAGACUUCUCCGUCGUCGAACAAAUCCCAGAGAGCAUAACCCUCAAAUGGCAGAACGGUCUCAUCUCCAACUACGAAUACCUACUCUACCUGAACAGCUUAGCCGACCGGACGUAUCAAGAUCUAACGCAAUAUCCAGUUUUCCCGUGGGUGAUUUCCGACUACAGCUCCGAUUGGUUGGAUUUGAGCAAUCCGAACAUCUAUAGAGAUCUGACCAAACCGAUCGGAGCGCUGAACGAGGAAAGAUUGCAAAGACUGAAGGAACGCUGCGAGGAGAUGGGCGAAAACAAGUUUCUCUACGGAUCGCACUAUUCCGCUCCGGGGUUGGUCUUGUUCUAUUUGGUAAGAAAGUAUCCCAAAUUGAUGCUUUGCUUGCAGAAUGGAAGGUUUGACCAUCCAGAUCGGAUGUUCAACAAGGUCGAAGACGUGUACAGUAACUGCCUGAACAAUAUGGCCGAUUUUAAGGAACUGAUUCCGGAGUUUUACGACACGGAGACGAAGGGCGAUUUCCUGCUGAACAGAAUGAAGAUAAACUUUGGACAAAGGUUUGACGGGACACCGGUCAAUCAUGUGGUCCUGCCAAAGUGGGCCGAUGGGUGUCCGGAAAAAUUUGUCACAAUGCUGCGGGAAGCGUUGGAGUCGGAUUAUGUGAGCAGCCGGUUGCAUCAUUGGAUUGACAUGAUCUUUGGGUACAAGCAGCGAGGCGAGGAAGCGUUGAAGGCAGAUAAUUUAUUCUACUACCUCUGCUAUGAAGGUUCGGUGGAUUUGGAUCAGAUAAAGGACCUAUCCGGUCGGCACGCCCUGGAAGUUCAAAUCUCCGAAUUCGGUCAAAUACCUAAGCAAUUAUUCCGAACGCCACACGUUUCGAAACUGCUCAACAUUGAUGCUCCCCUUGGAUGUCCUCGUACGCUAUCCAUGGACGGGGAGCUCCGUAUCGCUAUGGAUGCUCAAUAUUUUUCGCAUAAGGAUGAAAUUACCUCAAUGCUGCUCGAUGAGACAACGAAACAUAUCUUUACGACAAGCAAAGACGGCACAUUCAAAUGUUACAGCUUGGUUGAGCAAAGACAAAUCCGAAGUGUGCAGAUAAGCGAUAUGCCUCUUAGUGCAAUACGACUGACUAACGGGAAGUCGGUCAUUCUGGGUUGUUGGGACAAUAGCAUAAUAAUCUACAACUUAGACUACGGGAAGAUCUCUCAGGUGAUUGCAGCUCAUGACGAUGCCGUGUCCUGUCUGUCCAGCGUGAAAGGAAGUGAAAUCUUAGUUUCGGGUAGUUGGGACUGUAGUGUCAAAAUCUGGAACAAUUUCCACAUCGAUUCCGUGAUCGGGUACCUGCCGUUAGAGGACAAAAUCGUGUGCAUGGAUACUUUUCACUCGGAAUGCAGUCUCCGAGUGGCGAUUGGCACCUCCUGUGGAGAACUGUUCCUCUGGAAGGUGGGCUUGACUCGAUGCAACAGUGCUCAAAGUUUACCAGAUGUUGAAACUCAAGAACACAAACUAUUGCUGCAGCAUAAGGAUGCGGUCUGUGUAGUGCGGUUCAAUCGGAAUUGUUCGCUGAUUGCGAGUUGUGGAGAGGAUCGAAUGUUCAAUAUCGUGGACAUCGAGACGGGAAUGGUGAUAUUUAAGCGAGAGAUGCCUGCGGCGAUCAGGAGCCUUUGCUGGGCAAAGGACGACAAAUAUCUUCUGAUGGGCGAUCGCAGUGGGAUGAUGUACGUGUGGAAUAUGCUUGAGGGAAUGAUCCAGAAGGAAGUGCAAGUGCAUUCCGAUUGCAUUUAUUGCAUCGGAUGUACCGAGAACAGCCAAAUUGUGACAAGUGGUAAAGAUGACCGGGACUAUUGUGUCAAAAUAUGGAAGAGCAAUCUGUGAGAACGGAAUUGUGUUUCUUUUUUUUAAUUCUAUGAGGUAUGUACUCUGAAAGUUCUACGUUUCUUUCUUUUUUGUUAGUGAUAUUCUUGUAAUUGCCGAAAUGACGGUUUUAUUUACUUUUACGUGUUUCAACCAAUAAUUAAACAUGAAUCUCGUGAUAUAGCGUA